AUGGAUGAAAAAUUCACUCUGGAGAACAAGCUGAACCAGUACCUUAAAAAUGUUCAUCUCCAAACAAAAUCCAAAGAAGAUUUUUAUGCUGCAAAUGGUGGACCUGUAGGACAAUAUGACAUUAUGAACUGGGUGACAUCCAAAGGAACUGUGACCUUUACUGAGAUUGGCAGCUUCUUCCCAUUUGCUCCUCAAGGGCAACAACUAAUAAUAAAAAAAGAUUAUAUCAAAUGGAAUCACAAAUUUAAACAGGCACCAGAAUCCAUAUGCAGUGAGAGCUGCCCCCCAGGAUACAGAAAAGCCCCACAGAAGGGACAGCCUGCCUGCUGCUUCGACUGUAUCUUGUGCUCAAAAGGGGAGUUUAGCAAUGAAACCGAUUCCACAAGCUGUACAGAAUGCCCUGAAGAUAUGUGGGCAAAUGAAAUGCAUGAUGGCUGCAGGGAUAAAACACUGGAGUUUUUGUCAUUUGAAGAGAUCUUAGGUGGCACUUUGGCUGCUUUUUCAAUUGUGGGAUCUCUCCUUCCCCUGAGCAUCCUGUUUAUCUUCUUAAAGAAUGCUGAUACUCCAGUUGUGAAAGCGAAUAACCGGAAUCUCAGUUACACCCUUUUGGUUUCCCUAUUUUUCUGCUAUCUCUGUGCUUUAAUGUUCAUUGGCCGUCCCAUUACUAUAACCUGUAUCCUCAGGCAAUUUAUAUUUGGGAUCAGUUUUGUGAUGUGCAUUUCAUGUGUGUUGGGAAAGACAAUGAUGGUGGUGAUCGCCUUCAACCUCACCCAGCCAAGGAGCAGCAGGAGAAUGUGGUUGAAUUCUCGAGUAACGAACACCCUGGUGCUUGUGUGCACAGCUAUACAAGUGAUUAUAUGUGCUGGGUGGCUUGCACACUCUAGCCCUUUUCAAUACACUGACAAUAAAUCUAAGUCAGGCACCAUUAUUGUGGAAUGUAACAAGGGAUCAUCAAUUGCUUAUUCAUGCACAAUGGGAUAUAUGGGAUCUUUAGCUGCUUUGUGCUUUGUAGUUGCCUAUUUGUCAAGAAAGUUGCCGGGCAGUUUCAAUGAGGCCAAACUGAUCACCUUUAGUAUGCUGAUAUUUGGAGCUGUUUGGAUCUCUUUCAUCCCAGCCUACCUCAGCACCACAGGGAAGUACAUGGUGGCAGUAGAAGUGUUUGCCAUAUUGUCUUCAAGCAGUGGAUUAUUGGCAUGUAUAUUUUUGCCAAAGGUUUAUAUUAUUAUUCUGAGCCCAGAGAUGAAUAAGACAAAAAUAAAAACAACAAAUAAGUUAUGA
This is a messenger RNA of Xenopus tropicalis (tropical clawed frog), 1278 nucleotides long. RefSeq names its product vomeronasal type-2 receptor 26. The record is from RefSeq and is a predicted model, not a curated record. Gene Ontology annotation, molecular function: G protein-coupled receptor activity. Gene Ontology annotation, biological process: G protein-coupled receptor signaling pathway. The coding region runs from base 1 to 1278 and encodes 425 amino acids. NCBI's taxonomy places the organism in Eukaryota, Metazoa, Chordata, Amphibia, Anura, Pipidae. The transcript has 4 exons. Gene Ontology annotation, cellular component: membrane; plasma membrane.